CGUGCCGACACGUUUGCGGCCUUGUAUUCAUCUUUAUCUGUCACCAUGUCCACGUUCCAUUCGACAAAUCUACAUCAUUCAGACAAGAACAGUUUACCUAUGUUAUCAAAAUCCGGGACUAUAAAAGAACCCCACUCUCCCUUGACUUAUCAUCCGGACUCUGGCUAAAAUCAACGCCUCUCUCAAAAAAUUAUCUUGCCAAGACACCUCUAUCUUCACUCGCGUACAAUGGCCUCCGCUUCCUCUAAUGAUGUUCUCUCUUGGACAAACCAAGACCCUCGCGAAAGCCAACUCUUUAAUUCAUGGGGUGUACUAUAUCGUUUUCAAACUGUGGUCAGUCCUAAUGGUCAAAGUACAACAACCCUUUGGAGGGCCGUUCGCACCAACAAGGAGGAUCGCGUAGCCAAGCUUGAGUGGGCACCAAACGGUGGUCUCGGUCGUGCAGUCAUUGGCAAGAACACGGUACCGAUGGCUGAUCUAGUUCGAGCUGAUCCUCGGCACCAGGGUGCUCGCGUUUUUAACGGCCCCGAUGGUCUGCCAUAUCGCUGGCGACCAAGCGGCAGUAGUGCUGAUAUUGUGCUGCAAGAUCCUACGGGGAAUGUCGUGGCAUUCUUCCGCCCCACGCGACCAACGAGAUAUCAGAUUGGGGAUGUGUAUGGCGAGCUUCAUUUUGUACGGAGUGCUGGAGCGGGUACCAUUAUGCAUCCCCCCAUUAUGGACACUGUGACUGUAACAGCGAUGCUUUACCGCUUCUGCAUGGCUUUCGGUCUUUGAUUACUAUCUCUCUUUCUCUCUCUCUUUUUUUUUUUUUAUCGCACUUGUAUAUGAUCCUUUACAGUAAAGUAAACGUGCAUUUUCUUCGUAUAUUGCAUCAGCCAUCAUACCCUUGCGCCUACCAUCAGACACAAUCUGUACAUAUGUAAUGUAGCUGCCUGUAUAAAUUUUUUCUCCGGUU
Serpula lacrymans var. lacrymans S7.9 is the source of this 955-nucleotide messenger RNA. RefSeq lists its product as uncharacterized. Bases 229 to 774 code for a protein of 181 amino acids. The record is from RefSeq and is a predicted model, not a curated record. The transcript is spliced from 6 exons. NCBI's taxonomy places the organism in Eukaryota, Fungi, Basidiomycota, Agaricomycetes, Boletales, Serpulaceae.